This is a messenger RNA of Anoplopoma fimbria (sablefish), 1804 nucleotides long. It is a transcript of the gene cldn5a, whose product is annotated as claudin 5a. The transcript has a single exon. The record is from RefSeq and is a predicted model, not a curated record. Gene Ontology annotation, cellular component: bicellular tight junction; plasma membrane. Gene Ontology annotation, molecular function: structural molecule activity. Bases 235 to 882 code for a protein of 215 amino acids. Lineage: Eukaryota; Metazoa; Chordata; Actinopteri; Perciformes; Anoplopomatidae. Gene Ontology annotation, biological process: cell adhesion; bicellular tight junction assembly.
GAUAUUCGUAGUCCGGUGCUAGUGUGAUUCCAGUUGUUUUCACAUCGCAUCGCCAACAAAGACACUCUGGAGCUGCUGUCUCUCACAUCUCCUGGUAAAUGUGGCGAGUGAUGCGCAACUAACGGCCGACGCUCCUUCACGUCGAGGCGAGAACGAAGAGAUAAAUUAGCAGAGAUAUACCUUUGCUCUCGAGAAGAUAAGUUAGGGGAGAGAGUUUGAGAAGUUCCUGCAAAAAUGGUGUCGGCCGGACUGGAGAUCCUGGGACUAUCGCUGUGCGCAAUCGGCUCGCUCCUGGUGAUGGUGUCGUGCGGGUUGCCCAUGUGGAAGGUGACGGCGUUCAUAGAGGCCAACAUCGUGGUGGCUCAGACGAUCUGGGACGGCCUGUGGAUGUCAUGCGUGGUGCAGAGCACGGGCCAGAUGCAGUGCAAGAUGCACGACUCCGUCCUCGCCCUCAGCCACGACCUCCAGGCGGCCAGAGCGCUCACCAUCAUCUCCUCGGUGAUGGGCGUGCUCGGGCUCAUGGUGGUGGUCGCGGGGGCGCAGUGCACCAACUGCAUCCGCGCCGAGUACGUCAAAGCCCGGGUGGUGAACGCCGGAGGGGUGCUCUACAUCAUCAGCGGUGUGUUUGUUAUGGUGCCGCUCUGCUGGAUGGCCAACAACAUCAUAGCGGACUUCUACAACCCGCAGGUGCCCGCGUCCAAGAAGAGGGAGAUCGGCGCCGCGCUCUACAUCGGCUGGGCAGCCUCUGCGCUGCUGCUGAUCGGGGGAGCGCUGCUGUGCUGCUCCUGUCCCUCCAGCGGGAGCUCUGGAUACUCGGUCAAAUACGCACCGACCAAGAGAGCCACGCCGAACGGGGACUACGAUAAGAGGAACUAUGUGUAGCUGAUGUGGCUCGCGGAUGGAUGGCGGUGCGUAAAAGUGAUCUGCAGCUAUUGAAAACAGUUUUUUUGAUGGACUCAAACUUUGCACCUGCAGUUUUUACAAAGUUUGUUUUUUUCAAUCUGAACUUUGAAAAAUCAAUGGAGGCACAUCUGCUGUUUUUUACACUGGCCCUCAACACGCUCGGACCACAAAUUCACAAAAAACGUUUUGGUAUCUAAAGGAGAUUAUAAAAAAAGACUAUAGACUACAAGAGGUAGCUCACAACAAAAAGGAGUAUCUUUGUUAGGUACCUGCUUUUGUAAGUCUUCGAAAUUAUUAGUGUUGACUUGUUUACCGCUGUAACUUCCAAAAGUUUUUAUUUUCUUGAGGAACUCUUGCCAUCGAAUAUAUAGACUGUUUUUUUUUUUCUUUGCCUUGAUAUGCACUGUCAGCACAAACUUGUACAGUAACCCAGAAUGAUUGCACUCCCACAACAUUCAGAGACUCAUUUCCUGCGGUGGAACUACGCCGACAUGUUGAGGACUCCAACAAUGUCUAACAGCAAUAAAGGAAAACGAGGAGGGAAAGUGCGCCUCAAUAAAUCUCGGCCACGCUUUUUUUGUGUUGUUUCAGAACUUGAUGGCGGUGACUGGGAAGUUUUGCAGUCUAUAAUUCUGGACCUGUAGAUUCAGGGAGAGUGUGGGAUCUGUAGGUCACAACAUGAAAUGUUAUUACAGUCCGAUAUCCGGCUGCACUGAGCACCUGCGACUUUUUUCUUCGUUUUGUUUUUUUGCAACACUGUCCCGGAGGAAGUCUUUUGUUUUCGUAAAUACUCCGAAUAAACUUCUGUUUUCUGUUUUGUUUGUUGACCUUUGAUGUAAUGAUUCAUUAUUCGUGUAUAUGAAGAUGCAAUAUUGUGUCAUUUUAUUAAGAUUAAACUGAA